Molecule: messenger RNA, 1524 nt
Organism: Funneliformis geosporum
Lineage: Eukaryota; Fungi; Glomeromycota; Glomeromycetes; Glomerales; Glomeraceae
Source: the annotation of a GenBank genome assembly
AUGUUUCGCUGUAAAACUUGUCACGCCAACAUCGGCAAUACAGUUCGAAUAAACUGUGCCGAAUGUCAAGACUUUGAUUUAUGUGUUACUUGCUUUACUUCCGGGGCAGAAUCGGAUAAUCAUAAAAGUUCGCAUGAUUAUCGAGUUUUGGAGCAAUACUCAUUUCCUUUAUUUACAGAAGAUUGGGGAGCAGACGAAGAAGAAUUAUUGAUCGAGGGUGCUGAAAUGCAUGGACUAGGUAAUUGGCAAGAUAUAGCAGAAUUUAUAGGGAGUAAAACUAAAGAAGAAUGCGAACAACAUUAUAUGGAUAUAUAUGAGAAUAGUGAAACAUGGCCAAUACCGAAUAUGGACGUAAAAUUCAAGCUUGAUGACGAGACCAUGAGAGAAAGAAAACGACGGCGUGUUGUGACAAUUGAAAAUCGACCUCAAAAUCCUCCACCCAAAGUUCUUACAAAGCCGUUGCAAAGUUUACCAGCAAAUCAUGAAAUUACCGGCUUUAUGCCGAAUCGAAUGGAAUUUGAACAUGAGUAUGAUAAUGAAGCAGAACAUGUUAUUAAAGAUUUAGAAAUUAAUGAGCAAGAUGAUCCGAAGGAUACUGAAAUGAAAACAAUCGUAUUAGAAAUAUAUAAUAAAAAAUUGAAAAAGAGAGCUGAGAGAAAGAAAUUAAUAUUUGAACAUGGUCUUUUAGAUUAUAGAAAGAAUAAAGCAAUGGAAGAAGAGAAAUAUAAAAGUAAAGAGGAAAAAGAACUAAUAAAUAAAAUCAAACCAUUUGCGCAAGUGCUAAGUAAACAAGAUUUUGACGAUUUAAGAGACGAAUUACUAGAGGAACUUAACACGCGAAUAAAAAUAGAAAAAUUACAAGAGUAUCGACGAAUGGGAAUAUUGACCGAAAAUGAAGCGACCAAAUAUGAAGUAGAUAAGGCACAAAAGGAGGCAAACCAACUAGCGGCCAGGCCGCAUAAUGGACAAUUUAUGUCUACGGUCUCAGCCAGCAGCGAUCGUUUAGCAAAAAUAUAUGCGGCCAAAAUAUCGUCUGUUUCACAGCAGCAACAAUCUCCGUUAUCGUCGCCAUAUGGUUGCAAAACGAUUCCAUCCUCUUCUACCAGAAUCAAUAAUCGAAAAAUUCCAGCGGCACUUGAUCUUAAUGACGCAGAAGGUGUUCAUUUGUUAUCUGAAGCUGAACGAAAAUUAUGUGAGAAUUUACGAAUAUUACCAAAGUCUUAUCUAGUAAUAAAAGAGACGAUCCUAAAAGAAUGGGCUAGAUCGGGAGGGACCCUGAGGAGACGUCAAGCACGAGAUCUUAUACGGAUUGAUGUCAACAAGACGGCUAGAAUAUAUGACUUUUUUAUAGAAAUGGGAUGGAUACGGCGGAUAUCAGAUAAUGGAUAUACAACGGGUGAAAUCGGUGGUGGAAAUGGAAAUAAUGAUGUAACUUCCAUCGGUGUAAACGGAGGAAAAAGUGGUGUGGUCAUUAAUGGUACUUCAUCACCUAUUGUUAAUAACAUUCAUAAGAAACAUGAUUGA